GGGACAAAGGCGGAUCGAGGCUGAGCGGACGGAUCCACGCGGUCGACCAGCCUGAAUUCGCAGCCCCCGCCUGUGGGAUCAUCGCCCCCGGAACGCGCCGAGCAGGAGCGGAGCAUGGAGAGCAGGGAGGACAAAUGCCCGCGGCAGGAGCUGGUGGAAGAGGCCGUUUUGAGCGGCUCCACGGCGCAGGAAGGCAACGGGGAGGAAAAGGCGCGGAGAUGCCGCUCGAGGAGGGGCUGCAAACGCAGCCGGCGGGGAUGUGAGGAGGAAAGAGCCGGCCUGGGCCGGGAAGGCGGCCGGAGACGGAGGCAGAGCUCGGAGCUGGUGCUCCGUGAGCAGCUCCGUGAUGGGGAGAAGCCCCACACGUGCGGGGAGUGUGGGAAGAGCUUCAGGUGGAACUCUGUACUAAUCAAGCACCAGAGGAUUCACACUGGGGAGAGGCCCUUUGAGUGUGGGGAGUGUGGGAAGAGCUUCACAGAGAGCUCCAGCCUGAUCGUGCACCAGAGGAUCCACACUGGGGAAAGGCCUUUCGAGUGUUCCGUGUGUGGGAUGCGCUUCACCCAGAGCUCCGCACGGAACAUGCACCAGAGGAGCCACACAGGGGAGAGGCCCUUCGAGUGUGACAAAUGCAGGAAGAGGUUUCAGACCCGCGCCGAUCUCUUCCGCCACUUUCAGACUCACACAGAGGAGAGACCCUUCCAGUGCCCUGACUGUGGGAAGGGAUUCCGGAAGAACUCCACCCUCAUCGCCCACCAGCGUAUCCACACAGGGGAGAGGCCCUACGAGUGUGAUAAAUGCAGGAAGAGGUUUCGGACCAGCGGCCUUCUCCUCCAGCACUAUCGGAUUCAUACAGAGGAGAGGCCCUUCCAGUGCCCUGAGUGUGGGAAGGGAUUUAAGCACAACUCCACCCUCAUCAAACACCGGCGCAUCCACACUGGGGAGAGGCCCUACGAGUGUCCCCAGUGUGGGAAGAGCUUCUCACGGAAGUCUCACUUGACCCAACACAAACGUAGACACCAGUAAGGGAAGCCCUGUGAGUGCCCCGAGUGCGGGCAGAGCUUCGUGCGCUGCUCCAGCUCCAUCCCCCACUGGAGGAGGCACUGUGGGCACAGCCCUGGUCACUCACAUUCCCUGUGAUCCGUGCUGGGAACAGACAAGGAGGCUUCAAAUUUUGGUUUGGCCUUAAUAUUUCUCCCUUCUCCAUCUCUUUGCACUCCAAAAUCCACGAGGGAUGGAUCUGUCACCUCAAAACCACUCAAAUCCCACUGAAAACAGAUCAAUCUUAUCCCAAAACUGCUUAAUUGCAACUCAAAAAAGUCAAUGUCAUAGAAAACUCACUCAAUUCCUCCACCACCUGAGUAAGACUGGGCUGGAAGGAGACUGGGAGAAGCGUGACCUCACUUACGGUGGUGGGAUGGGGAUUAUCUUGGGCUGGGUGUGUGGGAUGUAUUUGAUACGAAAUAAAACUUUCAGACUUA
Molecule: messenger RNA, 1478 nt
Organism: Zonotrichia leucophrys gambelii
Lineage: Eukaryota; Metazoa; Chordata; Aves; Passeriformes; Passerellidae
Product: zinc finger protein 239-like
Exons: 2
Coding region: 115-1023 (302 amino acids)
Biological process (GO): regulation of transcription by RNA polymerase II
Molecular function (GO): DNA-binding transcription factor activity, RNA polymerase II-specific; RNA polymerase II cis-regulatory region sequence-specific DNA binding
Source: RefSeq, a predicted model, not a curated record